This is a messenger RNA of Spirometra erinaceieuropaei, 7352 nucleotides long. Lineage: Eukaryota; Metazoa; Platyhelminthes; Cestoda; Diphyllobothriidea; Diphyllobothriidae. The record is from the annotation of a GenBank genome assembly.
AUGGGGUCCCAGGAGCUCCUGCAGGCUGAUGAGAAGCCCGGUGAGAAGGCAGGCACGACUGUCUACGCGGUCAGACCACCCCGCGCACCUCCAGCCAUCUCCCCCUUGCAGCCGGACAACUCCCCACAGGCCCUGCGUGCUCGGCGGUGCAUCUCCACCACGUCUGAUUGCAGGCACUCCGCCACGCUGCCUCUCUCACCCCGAGAGCGCAAUGCCUCCGGCAGUAUUCUCACGGCUCGAUACUUCAGCUACAUCCAGCAUCAGCACCAGCAACGGUACCCCGCCGUCGUCCAGAACAGGCGACGAUUCGUCUCCGCAGGUGGCGCUGGAGGCCAACAGUCGCAGUGGCGACCAUCCUCUCUUUCUUUAACCCGAAUAAAUGAUGAUUCGCAAUUUCUGCCCCUGCGCGAAGUGGCUGCGGCCAACACUGUCAGCGUGCCGGAUCUCACAAAGAUGCCCCUGCGGUCUGCAAUGAAGGGCAGCAGGAAUCACAGGUUCGUUUCUAGCCUGUCAGCGUGAAUAAGAAGAGAUCCGGACUUUUUGAUAACUGCCCUGCUGUAGACCAUACAAUUUAGGGCCUCAAUAGGAUAGACAUUUUUUUCCAAGGUCUUGAGGUCCCUCCCACUAGUUAUGUCUCAUUCAACUCUCACACAAACAGCUGGUUGAUGAGAAGUAGGAGCGAUCGCUGAAACAAGGGUUUUAUUCCUCUAAAAUUUUCGGAUUAUCACUUAAACCCAUAAUCAAAGACAAUGACGGAAACGGGUGAUUCCUGCACAGGGAGUUGCAGUAUUUAUAGGACGAGGUCUCUAUGCCACCUCAUACCAUGGUAAUCAAUCGCUAUGCGGUAGCAUAAAGACUAUAUCCUAUAAAUACUGCAACUUCCUGUGCACGAAUCACCCGUCUCUGUCACUGUCUCUAGUGAUGGGUUCAAGUGAAGAUCCGAAACAUCAGGUGAAUAAAAUCCUUGUUCCAGCGAUCGCUCCUGGGCCUCGCAUCUUCGAUUGUUUCGACAAACAGCUAGUGACAUUCGGCGAUAAAAAAAAACGUGUUUAUUUAAAUGCCCAAACUUCAUUUAUGUAACAUCUCAGACUUCAAUUUACUAUUUCCCUAACUGCUAUUGAAAUUUCGAUAUCGCCAAACAGCAAAUUUCGGGUAUUGUGGACAUACCUUUCAUUCACAAGGGGUUUUGCUUCACCUCGGGUCGUCGUAAAGGCGUGCAUUAAGAAAAUAAAUUAUCGUUCUUCCAUCACCAAGUACUUGCUAAGCCGUGGACAUUUCGUUGUUCUCACACUGGCCUUUUGACCCUUCAUUAGUGUGUGUGAACAGUUGGGACAUUGCAGCGUACCCUGGCGCUCCGGUUAGGACUUUAUGCCCGAGCACGCUACUACGGGGCAGGAGAUUAUCCUCUCAACGGACAUGGACGACCAACUUUGCCUUCCGCUCAUACCCCCUGGUUUUUGGUUUUCAGUAUGUACUUAAGGUCAAAAAUCCUCAAGUCUGACAGUCUAAAAUAGGUCAAAUGCAAUCUGAGGGGAAGUUACAAUAUAAAAGCAGGGCCUGUUUCUUAGGAGGCGGAAGCCAAAGUAUAAUUUCGUUGUCUUUUCUGCAGAAUAGAAGGAGAAGUAUAAAGGCGAAAUUUCGAAUUCCAGGUGUAUGAAUAAGAGCAUACACCAAAGAGCAUGUAGGUCAAUCAUCGACCGACGACGCAAGACUGGAGUUGACUGCUCAGGGCUCUGUACAUCGGCGCCAAAUCAAUAAAUCGAUUGACUAAGUUCUCAUCCUAGGCCCGGGCUUCAAUCAAUUCUCGGCCUGUUUUGUUUCCGGCGUGGGCAAUUAUCAUGGUGGCUACGAAGUUAAACUCGUGACCCAUUUCGUAGGUGUGGGCGGCCACUUGUGAUAAUGCGUCACCUCGUCGCACAGCCCGCUUAUGUUCGUGUAUGCGCAAUCAGAGCAUGCGUUCAGUCUGGCCUCUGUAUAUACAGGGACAGUUUUGACAAGGCGGGAUGUGAUACGCUACUCCAGAUUGUUCUCCAGGCUUUAGUCUGUCAAUCAUAUUGUCUUAAAACUGGGCAGGUUCAGAACCAAGUGGCAUCGGGUUUCGGCCUGCCCAAUUUUUAAUGCGAUUUACUAUACUAAUAACAUAUUAUUUAAUAAGUAUUGGUGCUCAUCCUGCAGCCUAAUUCGUGCGUGCCCUCAUAGUACAGUGCACUUAUUUGUGUGAUUCACUUGGCACCAGGAAGGCUACCUCAACCUGACCUGAGGAGGUAGUUUGAGAACUGGUCGAUAAACAGAGUUGACGAAGUCUUGUGAAUAUGUCACUUGCUGACACGUUCAGAGGACGUCUGAGCCAAUGAGCGUUUACGCCCUGCCGAGGCCCGGUCUGAAUGAGCGUGCAUAGUUAACACGUGGUAAGUCUGUGCAAGCAAUGCGCGGUCGUCUUGGCAAAACGGGCAAAGCAAGCAUUUUCAUUUACGAAUGGACGUGGACUGUACUUAAAUUUGUCCAAACUAAUUUGCCCCCCCCCGUCCCCUGGGAAUUUAGGGGAUGAACCGUCUGACACAGGACUGUCACUUAGCUAAGUUAGUUUCCCUUUCACCGUCUACAGCAGCCUCUCUCUGAACCAGGCCGGAAAUUCGGCCCCGCAGGACUCUGUCCGACUCCCGAUGAGCAGCAGCGUCAGUGCCCACAAUCUCUCUCUCUCCCCCAACGAAAACUCGCCCAAACAAAUAUCUGAAGUCUCUAAAAUCACUAGCGGCAACAGAGGGGCUGAUCGAAACAAUGGCAGUCGUCGGCGGUUCCGCGGUUUCUUCCCAGCCUCCUUUUUAUCCACCUCGCCGAAGAGCAACGAGUCUACUCACAGCGGCGAUCUCCCCACCAGGGAGAGGUCGAGUACGCGAGAUACCGAGGCCAACAGGGAAAGUCUCUUCUUUCCCAACGUUCCUGGCUCUGAAGACAGUGGCGUCGACGGUAGUGGCGAUGCAGGUGACGAUGGCGGUGGCGAAAAACUACCCAGUAAGAAGACGUCUCAUCGGCAUUCGGAACUGGUAAGUUGGAAAACUGUCUUGCGUUGUGUGUAGGUUGGCGUUAUUGAGAGGGCGGGACUGAUCGACUCUACGAUGUGAAAAAAUGCAUCGUUAAAGGCCGGAUGAUGAUAGCAUCCGGCUUCCUGACGCUGAGUUGUUUUCAGCCAGUUCUAGCCUGUUAGUGGCUGUAGUAGGGCUGAUGGCGAGCUAUAAUAGCGGAAAUCUUGCAUAACUAUGCUGCAGGUAUAUUUACGUCUCGCUGCUCUGUCAAAAAGCUUUGAGCGAGAGGCUUUUUCGUACACAGUCACUGCAUUGAUAUCAAAUUUAAGGACUCCCUUCUCCCGAGUAAGCAGACGGUGCAAGGGAAAGGGGUUAUGUCAGUCAUUGUUCUAUUUAAAGUGAUUUUGUGGAGUCGAGUGCGGGUCAGAAACGUUAAGCAAAUAAAACGCUUGUUCCAGCGGUUGCGUCUCCUACUACCUAGAAAUUGAGUUUUUUCUAACAUUUUUUAACAAAUGCAGGUCUACCUGUUUAACGUAGUUUGCUAUGUAGGGCUAAUAAAAAAGUAGCUGCGAGAAAAGACAGCGAACAAGGGGCUAAAACACAUGAGAAUUUUGAAAUUUUUAACAUAAAAAGAGAGUUCAGAAGGAUUGCCUGACAAAAAACUACGCGAUAUACCCAUUAGAUCUUAAGUAACUUUGUUUGACGGUGCCUGUUUCAUUUCCCUGAGUGACCUUUGGUAAUUUGAUUUGUUAACAUCUAUUUGGUGACUGGGACGUUUAACGCGGAAAUAAAAUGACAGGUAUUUUCACAAGGCAUAAUUGCCUGCUUACCUGUUCUGCAGCUGCGAUAGUACCUAACCUACCUUGCAAAAUGUCAGCCGGAAUUCUAAUGUUUUCCCUUAAAAUGUGUUACUAAGGUGGAGUUGUAAUAUUACUUAUCGUGCAACCUAACCUCAGGAUAUUUCAAUCACGCUAGAAUGCCGGCUUUAACUGUGAAUAUUUAAGUCGCACACCCGUCUUGCACUGGUUUUUUAUAUCCUUAUAAAUUCGAAUACAUUUGCUAGAAAAAAUGACCAGAAAUAUCCUUUCUUGCACUCACUGGAUAGCGAAUAUGCCCCAUAAAAAGGGCCACGUGGUAAAUGUGCUGGACCAACACGAGGGUCAUAUCGGAUUCUAGCAGGCGUUGUCGGAUUGCGCGCCAUAAUAAAUGCCAAUGUUUCGAGGUGCGGUGGCAGACCCGGUUGCCGGUAGACGUCGCGCACACUGGAACUCAUGUCGCCCCCUAUUUUUGUUCAGUAAAAUCCAGGUCAUUUGCUUUGCGGACCAGGGGAUGUGGAGUGGAGCGCCAAGGUGCGGACUCGACCGUGACAUCCACCUUCGCCCUCUCCCGCUUCCGGUCGUCUUGACUUCCUCUUAACACCGGGUCCGGGUGGGGGAGGAGGAGAGAGUGCGGUAGAUGUCGCAAAUCUACUAUCACUAUAAACUAAUUCACGCGCAAUUCGCCGUGCCUGCUGAACCUUGAUGGGUAGCGCACGGUGGACAUCGUCGGAAUCGACGGUCAAACUGCCGGAUAGAUAAUUACGUCUUCACAUAUUAUAGCUUUAAAAAUCUCAUAAUUAUGGAUUUUUGAGGCCGUGAAAGGUUCAUUCACAUAGUAUCGUAUCUAUCCGUUUAUUAUUACUGUUGUUCACGAAGUAUACAAUCUUGACCACGGUUAUUUAAAAAAUCGUGUGAGCCCUACACAGCAUCUUCGUAUUAGCGUAGAGAAAUACAUGAUUUUCCGUGUACAGAAAGUAUACGACAUACAGUUUGGAAACCCUAAAUGCAAGUGAAAAUGCCCUUCGGUUUCAAAAUAAUUCGGGAAUCAAAAACAUCUUGAAACCUGAGAGUGUCUUGUCUUGUGCGUGUUCUCCACAAACUAUGUAAGAAUCUAUAAGCGCAUCAAAAAUUAACGGAAAAGGUUAAUCAAAGUAAGUAUUUGUUUUACUUGAGUGCUUUUCUUGCAGGCGGCCGAAAAAAAUUGCAUUUAAAAGCAAGCAUCCCGGGCUGGCAGAAGUAUUUUUGCAUUAUGUUGCACGACAAUCAAUAUUGUAACCCCCACCUGCGGGAUUUCAUUAAACACGAACACCUUUCUGAAUUUUGGUCAACAUUUUAUGAGAUUGACCAGGCAAUACAUAUAAAGUGUUUCCUUUCCAGCCCUGCCCUUGGAUAAUUUCAUUGGCUGACGAUAACAUGUGUGCCAAAGAAAAUUUAUUAGACGCAUUUCACUCCGCUUAAACCGUGGGAGGCUUUGUUUCCAGCUUAGCUGAUAAGUUAACGGGUUUACUACUCUAUCGUUAAUUUCAUUAAGCCCGUUCAGACAGUUUUGUUUUGUUAGGAGGAUCUGUUUUGGCCUUCAGAUUGGCUACAAGUUCGGUAACACUGUCGGUCGAUAGUGACCCUGAGUUGAAAAAUAUACUACAAUAAUUGGGGGAAUUUUUCCCAAUCAAAAUCUCGUCGUCAAAAUAUUUAUCGGCCUUGUCAGUCCGUCGGUCUCCCACCGUCUUUAACUAAGUCAUGCUGUCUGUUGCCAGCCGAGAUACUGUUCGGUCAGAAGACACUACCCAAUCACAAUGCUGCUCAGUUUACGUGAGGUGAGGCUGCACUUAAAUUUUGUGGUACAAUCAUUCAAUUCAGAGAUAAGACUCACAAUUCCAGCUGAAAGAUACGAAAGUGACUGGUAAGAUGAGCGUCACACUGCAAGUCACGCCACUGAUUGGGUGGUACAGCCAAAAGCGAGCGAUGUAGUUCCAUUUUCAUGAGACAUUAACCUUCUAAUGCCUGGUUUUUUACUGAUUCGCAAAAGGCACUGUCCAAUCAUGUUCGAGCAGGACGCAUAGGGCUCACCGAUCUGACCAUCCCGCUCUGCUUUGUUUUGAUGCAUUCGCAUGUUGUGUCCUAGCGACGGUUUAUGUUUACAGGACAGAGUAGAGCAUUUACUUGCGUUGUGAGGCAGAGGCGAGGUUUAGAAGCACUGGUAAGCGCAACCGGAAUGGGCAACUUCCGGUCUCAUUCCGUCAUUUGCAGAGGACAAAAGUGGAGGCUUUAUCACGUCUCACGGUCCUUCUCUAUUCAACAUCGUCUACUGCAGAUAAUCUGUUUCCAAGCACUGACUACUUACUGUAUCAGAUUUGGUGGAUUCCAGACGUUGCAGUAGGUUGGGCGGGUAACUUAACCCAAAGGCGAUUAAACUCGCGUCGUCCGGCGGGUACUCGUAGCCCAAGUGGUUAGAGCGUUGGCUGUACUGGAGCCUUCCCCUUACUGCAUGGGUUCGAAUCCCACCGAGGCGCCGAGUUUUCUACGGUUGGGCCAAUAUGUAUAUAACGACUCAACUGCACUCCUACUGCCCCUAAUGACAUUUGAUUUUGUCUCCCUUUAGCCAAGUGAGACAUUGACGGCCAUGGUAUCUGACUGAUUUGAAUUGUACAAUUCCUCGAUGUGAUGGCUUUUGCAUUUCUGGAGAGAAUUUUACGCUUUCAUUCUACCAGAUGCAUUCACGUAUGCCGUAGGUAGGAUACGUUUACGUUACUAACACACGAGGAUUAUACUUGCCUCGACAGUAACUACUGUAGGCAUACCAAGAAAGACAGGAAAGACGUGACUGUCGAUUUCUGGCCAUUUUACCGAGGUCGCUCCUGGGGUACCAGGAGUUCGAUCUUUCAAAAACAUCGACGAAACGUCGGUUCCAGAUUAAGCAAGAGACACGCUUUAAAAUCAACGUCUCUCGGACGAUUUAACAUCCAGUCUACUAGCAUACUCAAUCAGGUCUAAAUGUCGCUAGUACGCUUUGAUAAUAGUAAGCAAGUCGUUUGAGCCAUUGCGUUACUGCACACCGUAUUCAGGUCACCGACACCUGCGAUUUUGAUCAUUCCGGGGGCGACUACACAAAAUUCAAUGUUGUGAAAAGUGCAGUUUAACAUCCUGCCAAUCGAAAUGAAAAAAAUCCCAAUCCUCAAGGCGGCCAGCUGCUUGGCUUACUCUGCUCUCUGCUAAGAUGUAUUUAAACAGCAGUCUCUCACUUCCCCCCCCCCUCGCUGAUUUUCAGACCACAGGGGCUGAAAGCUUGAAACCCAUUUUCGAGGUCGAGAGUACCCCAGAUUCGCCGGACUCACUGACACCACCAACAGACAGUCCCGCUGAGAGCUGGCAACUCCCUCGACUUCCGCUCCUUGCUCGGCGUCCAGGCGGCAGGAAAGUCAUCAUCAGCGAGGGAUCAGAGGAGUCCAUCGACGAGGUCCAGUCAGCAUCGUCCAGUGACAUCACUGGUAGUCCACGUAAGAUCUGUAUUUAA